Molecule: messenger RNA, 2100 nt
Organism: Malania oleifera
Lineage: Eukaryota; Viridiplantae; Streptophyta; Magnoliopsida; Santalales; Ximeniaceae
Product: S-adenosylmethionine decarboxylase proenzyme-like
Exons: 2
Coding region: 624-1751 (375 amino acids)
Biological process (GO): spermine biosynthetic process; spermidine biosynthetic process
Cellular component (GO): cytosol
Molecular function (GO): adenosylmethionine decarboxylase activity
Source: RefSeq, a predicted model, not a curated record
CUCCCCCACCCAAAGCCUCCCGUAUCUUUGUGUUUUUCAGAGCUUCCGCCUCCCUCUCCUCUCCUUUCUCCCAUUUUUCUCUCUUUACCGGUGAUUUCUUCAUCGAGGAAGGGCUUCCAGCUUAUCUUUUUUAUCUUGUCGGCGAUUUGUAGAUCUUCUGAAAGAAUUAAAGCGUGGAUGUUGUAAUGGAGACCAAAGGUGGCAAGAAGAAGUCUAGCAGUAGUCGUUCUCUGCAAUACGAAAUCCCCCUCGGUUACAUCAUCGAAGACGUUCGACCAAACGGUGGCAUCCAGAAGUUCCGAUCAGCUGCUUAUUCCAACGUAAUAUUAUCCUUCAAUCCCAAAACCACAAAGGAAAAAACGAUUUCUAUACAUUCAUAAUAAUUGAUGUAGUACUUUCUGUGCUUUUUUUGGUCCUUGUUGCAGUGCGCGAGGAAGCCAUCCUGAUACGUUUUCACAAAUGCCUCCAUCGGUAGAGUAGGAUUUCCAAUUUUUAGUUUUGUUUUCCUUUUUCCUACUUCCCUCUUAAAUCGAACGAACAAUUAGCACUCUGGAAAUAUAUUGUUGGAGAAGAACCUUUCAGAUUACACUGCUCUCGCAUUGCGUCUUUCGAUCCUCUCAGCCAUGGGCGUUCCCCUUCCUCCCUCCUCAAUCGGAUUCGAAGGCUUCGAGAAACGUCUCGAGAUUACAUUCUCUGAAGCGCCCAUUUUCGUGGAUCCUCACGGACUCGGCCUGCGUGCCCUGACUCGGUCUCAACUCCACUCGAUCCUCGAACCCGCUUGCUGCACCAUCGUGGCUCAGUUGUCCAACUCAGUGUUCGACUCGUAUGUCCUCUCCGAGUCGAGCCUCUUCGUCUAUCCUCACAAGAUCAUAAUCAAAACCUGUGGAACAACGAAGCUGCUCUUAUCGAUUCAGCCGAUUCUCGAACUCGCGGAGUCGCUCUCGCUCACCCUGUUCUCAGUCCAUUACUCGCGCGGGAGCUUCAUUUUCCCCGACGUCCAACCCUCCCCUCACCGAAGCUUCGCGGAAGAAAUCGCUUUCCUGAAUGCCUUGUUUGGGAAGUUAUCCUCUGGUGGUAACGCCUUUGUGAUCGGCGAUCCGGCGGUUCCUCAGCGCACCUGGCAUGUGUACUCCGCAACACAAGCGUCGCCAUCACCUUUUGUGAAAAAACAAACGGCCGAGAUCACUCUCGAGAUGUGCAUGACCGGUUUGGACCGCGACAAAGCGUCCCUGUUCUACAAAAUGCCCGAUUCCUCGUCGAACGGAAUGACCAAAAUGUCCGGAAUAUGUGGCAUAAUUCCGAGUCACGUGAUAUGCGAUUACGAGUUUGACCUCUGCGGGUACUCCAUGAACGGGAUCGACGGUCCAGCUUUCUCUACGGUGCACGUGACUCCAGAGGACGGGUUCAGCUACGCCAGCUACGAGGCCGCGGGGUUCGACCCCCGGUCCGUCCGGUUCGCGCCGCUAGUGGAGAGGGUUCUCGAGUGCUUCAAACCGGCCGAGUUCACUGUGGCCGUCACAUGUGAAUCUGGAGCCCAGGACUGGGCCACGUGCUGUGCUGACGUGGCGGGAUACAAGUGCGAGAAUGUGGUGAAGCAGGAGUUGGACGGCGGGGCCUGCCUGGUGUACCGCUCUUUCACGUCCAAGGGGGGCGGCUGCACGGCGAUGUCGCCGAAGUCGGUGCUGGACUGCUGGAAGGAGACGGUGGGCGGGGAGGAGGCGGAGGAGGAGGUGCUGAUGGUGGUGCGGUGACGCGUGUUUCUGGAUGCUGGCCAUCUGUUGAGUCAAUCGUCAGUGCGUUUGUCAGAGUCUGUUACCCUUGAAACGUGAGCCUUUUGUCUUGUAAUAGUAUAUAUGGUGGGGGUGGACCUGGGACCACCAUGCCAGUGGUGAGCUUGUCUCUUAUUGGGGUGUGUGUGUGAUGUGAUAUUGUUCUUUGGCUUUUCUUUGAUGCGGUCUCUUUGUUUUGAAUAAAGAGAGGGGUGCGCCAUCUCUAGAGGAGGAGGUUUGGUUUCAGAAUAAUGGGGGAGAUUUUGAAGCCUGCUUGGGUUAUGUUUUAUUUAUGUGGAUUAUGAAUUUGAUAUAAAAUAGUUUUAUUAUA